CUAUCUCGACAGUCACCAUAACAUACGGGUGAGCACCUGAGAUGGCUAAUAUCUCGUCUCAGGGGUUACUUCUGGGUUCAUCACCUUGUCAAACAUGCGAUAUGUCUUCGGUUAAGACUUUUAUGUGCGUCCAGUGCAAUAGUCUGGCAUUUUGUGACUCUUGCCAGCUGAAAUUGGUGCCCCAUAUUCCUAGGGCUAUCGGUUAGGAAUAUUUCAAUUUAGGGAUAAUGUUGCAAUGUAAAAUCAUGGGCAAUAUCAAUCCGACUUCGAUCUUUCAACGUUUAUUCCUAAGUGCAAUAAGUUAAUACAAGAAAGUCUUGUCAAACUCCAAGCCGCAGCAUAUGAGCUAGGUCAAAAGCUUCCAGGUAGAACUGACCGGAACGCGGUAUACAUACAUGAACAUUCCUUUGUCUACAGCUAAAGGCCAGCUGCUAACAGGGCGGCCUCGUACAGGCCGACUCCCGAUACCUCUGACCACCAGCUCUCGUGGAGGAA
Messenger RNA from Annulohypoxylon truncatum, 495 nucleotides. RefSeq lists its product as uncharacterized. The transcript is spliced from 2 exons. Lineage: Eukaryota; Fungi; Ascomycota; Sordariomycetes; Xylariales; Hypoxylaceae. The record is from RefSeq and is a predicted model, not a curated record. Bases 42 to 206 code for a protein of 54 amino acids.